This is a messenger RNA of Sesamum indicum (sesame), 1405 nucleotides long. RefSeq lists its product as uncharacterized. NCBI's taxonomy places the organism in Eukaryota, Viridiplantae, Streptophyta, Magnoliopsida, Lamiales, Pedaliaceae. The record is from RefSeq and is a predicted model, not a curated record.
AAGAGUAGAUGGGGGCCAGAGUGUAUUUAAUCCUCGAUCAAGCAAUCUAGAGUGGAACUGUGUGAACCCAGGACCGCUGCCUGUUACAGUAGCUUUCCCCUUCCACAACUUUUUCAAGUUUCCCGCUAUAAAUUUUCCAACAUUUUUUACACCGUUUCAAAAAUCAAUCACAAAAAGACAGCAAAACAGAGAGAACGAGAGAUGAGGAAGAGAUCAACCAGGAAAUCAGCAGCAGCUGCUCUUCUAGCAUCACCCCCACCACCGCCUUCGGCCACGGCGGCGGAUACUAGGAGCCCCACUCUAUCACCGGCGGAAUCUCCCGCAGUACAAUUUGACUUCAAUCUCAAUGGAUUCACCGAUAUCGCCACGUCACUGAAGAAGAAGAGCAAUAGACACGGCAGUGCAGCUGCAUCUGGCUCCAAGCGGAUGCUACCUGCUGGAUUUUCUCCAUUGCCGCAGCUAUCGCGGAAAAGUGUAAACACGAUUUCUGAUCUGAAGGAUCUGGCGUCGUCUAAUCUGGACUCCAUCAAGCGCCAGCUGGAAAUGUCGCAUGCGGAGCUUUUGAAGGAUAAUGAGGCAUCGAAGUGUCGUCUUCAGAAACGCUUCAAGCUCCAGACUCAAGAAUGUCAGAAGCUAAUGGAAGAAGCAGAGAAAAACUAUAAGGAGAUGUCUGAUCGAAUCAAUGAAGGUCGAGAAGCAAUGAAGGCUUCAUAUGCAGAGUUUAUAGCAGAAGCACAGGCAACUGCUUCUCGUUUUUGCAAAACAUCUCUCUCCGAGCUUGCAAAAACUUCUGAGAAAGCUAUUGAUUCACUUCGGAGCCGUUAUGGGAUCUCAUCAACCGCAGCUUGAUGCACUUGCUGGAAUUCUUAGGAUUCAAAUGCUUACAUUCUGGAGAUUGCAUGAAGAAGCCAUCCGAGAGUCUGUUGCAGCAAUUUUUAAUGCCUGAAAUAGUAAGUCUGAGUUAGUUGAGAGUCUUCUUUCUUCGUGAUGGUAAAUAACCUUCUUAUAUGUGCAAUGGAUUAUCAAAGAAGAAAGAGAAAAAUAGAUGUAGUCAUUUAGCCAUCUCUAGUAAUUGACAAAUAGAUGUAGUCAUUUAGCCAUCUCUCGUAAUUGACAAAUAGAUGUAGUCAUUUAGCCAUCUCUCGUAAUUGACAGUAAAGUCUAGCUUCCUCCUUGAUUCCCUUAUCUGCAUAUGUUCUUAUAAGAAUUGUUUCGACUUGUUAGAAAAGCUUCCUAUAUUUGAUCUCUCAGGAGAGAGGCCGAUGUUGAAUAAUGUCCAGCUCUUAAGUGUCCCCCCAAAAGAAAUGUAAUACCAGUAUAUUUUAGCUUUUAACGAAUAUAUAUAUUUUGGUUAUUUUAACUGGGAUUUGGUUCAUAGUAAGGGUGUAAAUACCCAAAUUUAGAC